AUGGUUUCGAGACCGGCACGUCAUCAGAGACAACUUGCUUUUACCGUGGAGUCGCUGUGGUUCGGUUUUGUACCUGCGGUGUGCACACGGCAGUGCAGGUACUCGCGCUCCGCGUGGGUGCAUGGUGCGGCAUGCGCUACGCGCACCGCGGCAGUUAUGCCAUCGGCACGCUCCUCGCCUACACACAAGAAGCACUUGCGUGUGCCAGUUGCCUGUGCGAGCGUGAGCAGCCACCAGGGAACGGAGCCCGAGAGCCGCUAUCCGAAACCGCAGCUCCGGGAGGCGCGCACUAUCCGGGAACCACCAGCAAGUGCUGCGCUCAGUGCCGCACAGCGACGGCAGCUACGCGAGGAGGCCGAGGCACCGUUCCGCAAAGCGCGCCAGUUUCUCUAUGCCGGCGGCGUUGCGAGUGCAACCAUCGCCAGCGUUAUCGCGCUGAGUAGCCUGGUGGCCCUCACGGGCAGUGCAACCGCCACCGAGAGCUGGUGGCAGGCUGCGCGCAACCUCGGUAUCGACGUGACCUCUGGUGUGCUCUGUGCAGCACUCUACCGCUGGGACGAUGUGGCUGCCAAGCGACGCCUCGAGCGCAUGCAACAGGGAGCGCGCCUCGCUGCGCUACAGCUAGAGUCGGAGCCGGGACCUCGCUGGCGCUUUCCCCUCGCUUCCCUGCGAGGGCAGUAUCGAGUCAUCAUCACUGUCACGAGUCUGGAGAAAGCGCGCGAGUGGCUCGCUCAGGCCGAGCCGCAUUCGGAUGCACUCAUUCAGCGGAGCGUUGUCUGGGUGCCAGUCCUCUGGGACGCGGCCCGACAAACGCCUACAGUGCCGUCCAGCGCGGAAACGCGGUCUGCUUCAGGUGUGCUCGAUGCUUGGCUCGUUGCCCUGGAUGCCGCCCGCAGACGAGCGAAUGCAUUCUGGAUCGCAACCCCAGCGAAUCCUCAGGAAUGGCUUGCCUGGAUCCGGGAAGAGUGUGCGCGUGCAUCGAAUGUGAAACCGAGCGAUGAUCUCACGUUCGUCAUUCGCAGGGACGGUCGCGUCGGUGCACGAAUCCGCGGACUGGUGCGCCUGCCGCGCCUCAUGGCGGACCUGGAUCGGCUCGGGGCCCAAGCGCCGCGCUAG
Messenger RNA from Cyanidioschyzon merolae strain 10D, 1116 nucleotides. RefSeq lists its product as hypothetical. Bases 1 to 1116 code for a protein of 371 amino acids. The record is from RefSeq and is a predicted model, not a curated record. The transcript has a single exon. Lineage: Eukaryota; Rhodophyta; Bangiophyceae; Cyanidiales; Cyanidiaceae.